Aspergillus niger is the source of this 510-nucleotide messenger RNA. RefSeq lists its product as hypothetical. NCBI's taxonomy places the organism in Eukaryota, Fungi, Ascomycota, Eurotiomycetes, Eurotiales, Aspergillaceae. The record is from RefSeq and is a predicted model, not a curated record. The coding region runs from base 1 to 510 and encodes 169 amino acids. The transcript is spliced from 4 exons.
AUGGUGGCCGCGGGUGGCGGUCAUUCGACGAUCCAAGACCUCGAUCGAUAUGGAUCCAAGUAUCCAGUGGGCGUGCACUCAGCAUCGGUUCUGGCCCAGUGGCACCCAGUGGGUCCGAGUCAUCUAACCCUUAGUCUGGUGUCUCACAGCGAGACUGCGUUCUCUGAGAAGGGGGGGAAAUUCAUCUCGCUUUGCAGAUGCACAAUCCGCGGAUUUGAUGGGGUGGGAGGUUUCCAGACAGAUGUCAAGGCAAAAGUGGCCACCGCCAAGAAACGCCACCUCAGGCACUCCCGGCUGUCCUCCAGCUGUGCACAACGUAUUGCACAAAAGUCAUCGUGGAUUGAUUCCUGGGUCAGCACUUACGUCGGAGAACCACAUCUCGGAAAUAUUUUGCCCCCCACUACGCAGAAUGCCCAUGCUUGUUGCCCGGCCUCUAUACAGUUCGUCAACCCCCCGGUUACUGUCCCUGCAGAUUGUUGUAAUUUGUAUCCCGCUACCGUUCCAACUUAA